Molecule: messenger RNA, 2600 nt
Organism: Lates calcarifer (barramundi perch)
Lineage: Eukaryota; Metazoa; Chordata; Actinopteri; Centropomidae
Product: zinc finger and BTB domain-containing protein 12
Exons: 5
Coding region: 288-1997 (569 amino acids)
Biological process (GO): regulation of transcription by RNA polymerase II
Cellular component (GO): nucleus
Molecular function (GO): protein binding; RNA polymerase II cis-regulatory region sequence-specific DNA binding; DNA-binding transcription factor activity, RNA polymerase II-specific
Source: RefSeq, a predicted model, not a curated record
ACGGCAAACCGCCAGGAGAGGCUUCACACUAAAACCGAUUCAAAGUCAGUUUUAGCAGCGGCGAAGGUCCGGCCGCUUGUUUCUGUUGUCACGGGAUGCGCUGCCUCCACAAAGAGGCCAAAAAGUAAACAGAGAUCGGGGUGGAAGCUAGUGGCAGCAUGGAUGAGAAAACACUGCCAGCAAACUAACGCCACCUUAGUCAACGUUUGCCCUGUGGUAACAAAACCCGGAUUCAUUUUUGAAGAAAGCUCACAAGACAUCUAACGAAAGGAACGGGCAAGGCAAAGAUGGAGAUGCUGUGUUUCCGGUUACCGGGUCACGGGGACACGACCCUGAAGCACAUGAAUUCACUGAGGUCCCGUCAGCAUUUCUGUGACAUCACCAUCAUGGCCAGCAACAACCAGAUCUUCAGGGGACAUAAGGUGGUGCUUGCCGCCUGCUCGCCUUUCCUGAGGGACCAGUUCCUCCUCAACCCAUCCCCAAAGCUUCAGGUGUCAAUGCUGUAUAGCUCCACAGUGGUGUGCGAUCUGCUCCAGUCCUGUUACACUGGUGUGCUGCAGUUCAACCCAGAGGAGAUUGUCAACUACUUGACCGCUGCCAGCUACCUGCAGAUGGAGCAUAUUGUGGAGCGCUGCAGAGGAGCUCUGAAGAAGUAUGUGCAGCUAAAGAACCCCAGUCAGCCGAAGAUGACUGCAGAGGAGAAUCCGUCUCAACUGGUGAUCGUCAGUGGCAGCAUUCAUUCCGUCGCAUCUCCUCCCACGAGCCGACCCUCGCCCGUGGACCCAGCCAGUCCUGUGGUGCGAUCGGCCGAGGAGAACAACAGUGAUAUGUCCGCUCAGGGCAGCAGUCAACACCACGAUGAUGGUCCCAUGCUGGAUGAGCCAUGUAUUAAGGUUAAUGGAUCAGAUGAGGAGGAAGAGACCAGACAGGAGGACUACAGCGUGUUCAGGGUCUACAUCUCCGAAGAGGAACAGAUGAACAGAGACAGGGAGGAAGAGAAAGGAGCUCCUUCUGAUGGACCCCACGCUUGUUACCCAGAGACAGAAGGUGUCAUGAUCGGAGAAGGUGGUGAAUAUGACUUGAAUCGAACAGAGGAAGAUCUCAGCAGUGGGGGGCUUUCAGUGGAGGGGCUCCGCGCUCUCAGGCGCAGGCUGCCCGACGCUAAAAUUGGCCGGGGCAGAGGGAGAGGCAGGGGGAGGGGUUUCAAAAGGAGAAGGUGGGUGUCGUCUCAGGAGAAAAGACCUCCGGGCGUGGCUCACCACCAGGAUUUGUGGUACCUAGCGACCACUGGACUGGGAGGGAGCAUCGGGCUGGACUACAGCCAAGAAGGGCUGAAGACAGGAAGUUACGUCUCAGUCGAGCUCCCACGGUUGGACUUCAGCAUGGGCGACACUCAGGGAGAAAAAGUGUCACCAAUAGCAGCCAACGGUUUGAACCAAUAUUCUCUAGAGGAGUCUAGUUGUGGUGCUGGUGAGGGGAGUUCAGGGCUGACAACUGUCGGAACAAACGAGGGAGGGGACGAGUCGGUCGCGGUUGUGGGGUCCACAUCGAGCGUCGCGGGGCCUGUAAUCUGCGAGCACUGCGGCAUGACUUUCCCCUCAGCCCACUCUCUAGCUCUUCAUUCCCGCUCCACUCACCUGCUGUACGCCUGCCCCUGCUGCGGCAAGCACUUCCACCACUCGGCCAACCUCACCCGACACAUGGCCGUGCACCGGGGCGCCGGCAAAACCCACCAGUGCCCGCUGUGCUACAAGACUUUCACCCAAAAAUCCACGCUGAUAGACCACAUGAACCUUCACAGCGGCGAGCGCCCGCACCACUGUGCCUACUGCCACGCCCGCUUCGCCCACAAGCCCGCCUUACGACGCCACCUGAAGGAGCAACACGGAAAAACCACGGGGCAGAACUCCCUACACGAACAGGAGGAGAUUGAGAGAGCAAGAGGAAGAGUACGAGAGGAGGAACAAGAAUGCCUGGUGACUGAACAAGUGUCAUAGGCCAAAGCAUUAAGGACAGUAAAGGGUCAAAGCUAAAGCUCCUCAGGCAGCUUUCUUAAGUUAAAUUCACAGAGUUAAGUUCUGUCCAGUGGGGAGAUCAGUCUUGUGGAUGUUAAACAAGUGCUGAAAACUGACUAUGAGGCCUUUAAAAAUCAGACUGUGAAAAUAAAAUCCCUGUGACAACAUAUAUUUAGCAGAUUUGCAUAUGAAUAUGCAUAGUAAAUGAUGGAUGUGGGUAAAAAUGACUGAGACUCAACAGUCAACCACCUAUUUACACCGAGCCAAAUGACCUUUUUUACAGCAGACAUUUUGACUUAUCAUAAUACUGAAAGUGCAGGUGUUACCAAUAACACUAAUGAUAACAGGUGAACGAUGAUUUCAGCCAUCACUUAUUUUAUUAUUUACACCUGUGCUUUUCAUACGGCUCAAAAUGUGUGCUGCGGAAAGACUCAAGUAAUUUUAAUGUUAAUGUUAGAAUAGUUUGAUUAGUUUGCCUCGGACUGUAAUCUUGAACUUGAAUAUAAUGUAUGUUGUAGAUGUCAACUGAUCACAGUUCAGAGAAAAGAUUAUAUAAGUGAGUGUAAAUAAAAUGAUUCAAAAGUC